CCUUCUCCAUAGUAGGAUUCCUAAGUUCUCUAGCGGGAGUGGAUAUACUGCAGUCGGUGUGUUUGGUGAGGUCGGUUUGUCUCGCAAUAAUGUCUUCAAGAAAAUUCUUCGUCGGGGGAAACUGGAAAAUGAACGGCGAUAAGGAGAGUUUGGGCGAGGUCAUAAUGACCUUGAACACGGCCAGUCUCAACGAUGAAACAGAGGUGGUGUGUGGAGCACCAUCCAUUUAUCUUGAUUAUGUGAGGUCUAAGCUGGACCAGAGGAUCGGAGUGGCCGCCCAGAACUGCUAUAAGGUACCCAAAGGAGCCUUCACCGGGGAGAUCAGCCCAGCGAUGAUUAAAGACUGCAGUGUGGACUGGGUCAUUCUGGGCCAUUCUGAGAGGCGUCACGUGUUUGGCGAGAGCGAUGAGCUGAUUGGCCAGAAAGUGGCCCAUUGCCUAGAGAACGAUUUGGGUGUGAUUGCCUGCAUUGGGGAGAAACUAGAGGAGAGAGAAGCUGGAACCACUGAGGAUGUGGUGUUUGAACAGACUAAAGUCAUUGCAGACAAUGUGAAGGACUGGACUCAUGUGGUUAUAGCAUAUGAGCCAGUGUGGGCCAUUGGCACUGGCAAAACCGCCACUCCUGAUCAGGCUCAGGAGGUGCAUGAGAAGCUGCGAGGAUGGCUGAGAGCGAAUGUGUCGGAUGCAGUAGCUGACUCUGUGCGCAUCAUCUACGGAGGCUCUGUUACUGGGGGAAACUGCAAAGAACUUGCGGCCCAGCCUGACAUUGAUGGCUUCCUGGUUGGAGGUGCCUCCCUUAAGCCAGAGUUUGUUGACAUCAUAAAUGCCCGCGCAUAGAGAUGCUCAGCCAUUUUGACAGUCCAAAACUGCUGCACUGCCCAAUCAGUGUAUACCAGCUUCUUGUUGUCAUUCCAGCAGGUCUGAAAGUGUAUUUGUGGUUGUACUGCUUUUGCUCACCUGCUUGUUAAACGGUCGGGUUGGGUUAUUGGACUGGAAUAUUAAUAUCAACUCACUUCCUACUUAAAGUAAUAGAAGAGAGCUUGGGCGUGUUAGUUUGUUAUUUGCUGCUGCACUCGUGUUGUCUAUGCACUUCCAGAGCACACUGCUUGAAAUCUAACAUACUGUACUCUCCACAUUGAAUGCUUAACUGAGUUUGUAGUGACUUAAUGAGCUCUUUAUCCUCUGUAGAAAUGACUACCUCUGUAGAAAAUUAAAAACAUAUUUGUCCUGUC
This is a messenger RNA of Cyprinus carpio (common carp), 1231 nucleotides long. RefSeq names its product triosephosphate isomerase A. The record is from RefSeq and is a predicted model, not a curated record. Gene Ontology annotation, biological process: gluconeogenesis; glyceraldehyde-3-phosphate biosynthetic process; glycolytic process. NCBI's taxonomy places the organism in Eukaryota, Metazoa, Chordata, Actinopteri, Cypriniformes, Cyprinidae. Gene Ontology annotation, cellular component: cytosol. Gene Ontology annotation, molecular function: triose-phosphate isomerase activity.